AUGUCCGGCCUCAGUUAUGCCACUCAAGCUAGGAGCGUGGCCGUACCUGGUGUCGACGCUGUUCUCGAUGGGCAGUUAUAUAUUUCUAGUCUAUCGUGUGCGAAAACUAUCGACCAGCAUGCAUCAUUUUCACAUCUGGUCUCCGUGUGCUCGGACCUGCCUCGCCGGAACGAGAACCACCUUAUAAUCCCCAUACAAGACACCGAAUAUGAUGAUAUACUUGACCACCUCAAUGCUGCAUGCGAUUUUAUUGACCGCGCGCUCGCGUCGGGAGGCUGUGUUCUCGUGCACUGCGUCAUGGGCGUCUCCCGAAGUGCCACCGUUAUCGCCGCAUACCUAAUGAAGCAACGCAAAAUCACACCAAGCGAAGCUCUUGCUGUCAUAGCAAAGCGGCGACCGCAAAUAUUCCCGAAUUACGGUUUCGUCAAGCAACUACAUGUCUUUGCAGCGUGCAACUAUGCGCCGGCAUCUACGCACCCAGCAUACCGCUCAUGGAAGCGUAGGCAGAAACAGGAUGUCACUCAAUUCCUCAACCUCUGCCAUGAUACAGUACUCAUCGUCCCAGGGUUAUACUUGAAUAGUAAACUACCAGAUGAUGCGGACCAAUUGCGCUGCCUUGCGCGCUAUACCGGGCUUAGUCAUCUCCUUACACUAUCACCGGCCGAAAUUGACUCUGACAUCCCAACUGUCGACCUCCACCAUGUCGCUAUACCUUCGAAUGAUCGCUCAGCACUUGUUUUCAGUCUGUCCGCAACAUGCGACUACAUUCAAAACGCCUUGAGUAGCAUGACAGGCCGCAUCCUUGUUCACAGUCAGACUGAAUCCAUCGCAGCUCUAGCCGUCUGCGCAUUCCUGACGCGCUCUCGGAACUUGUCAGCACAAGCUGCUACACAGAUAGUAACGGAUGCCUUACCACUAUUCGAGGCAUCGUCAAACUUCACCAGUGCCUUACAAGCAUUCGUUUCCUAUGAGCAUGCAAAACUCAAGGCGGUAGCGGCGGCUGUACCCGUUCUCGGGACCGCGAACGCGGUGAUGUCUGCAGCCACUGCUACUGUCACCACCGUUGCGUCGACCUUGACAUCCGCGCCUACUAUGGGGCUCGCUACUGGACACCGAGUCCGUCAUUCGGUUGAGCUGGCGCCUGUUAGAAUGGCUGUGCAGAGCUGA
Molecule: messenger RNA, 1167 nt
Organism: Peniophora sp. CBMAI 1063
Lineage: Eukaryota; Fungi; Basidiomycota; Agaricomycetes; Russulales; Peniophoraceae
Source: the annotation of a GenBank genome assembly